Messenger RNA from Toxoplasma gondii ME49, 2637 nucleotides. RefSeq lists its product as hypothetical. NCBI's taxonomy places the organism in Eukaryota, Apicomplexa, Conoidasida, Eucoccidiorida, Sarcocystidae. The record is from RefSeq and is a predicted model, not a curated record. The transcript has 10 exons. The coding region runs from base 534 to 2144 and encodes 536 amino acids. Gene Ontology annotation, molecular function: proton transmembrane transporter activity. Gene Ontology annotation, biological process: proton motive force-driven ATP synthesis.
UUUUUCCCCUCGCUUUUUCUCCGCCAAAUCGCGAGGCAGAGCCACCCUACCCCGAGAUCGUUUUCGGGGUGCACUUCACGCGCUGUUCCCCUUGGAUUUCUCUCCCUCUGUCGCCUCUCGUCUGUUCUGUCUCCUCUCCAGCUCCAGAGGUUUCUGAAGGAAAGAAUUUCGCCGUUCCUUGCGUCUGAGGUCACCCUAGAGACGCACCUUCCACACCGCGAGGCGUCACACACGUUGGACGGGGACCCUCUUUUCGGAGUUUCUACGCACGUUUUCCCUUUUUUCCGCCUUUCGUUUUCUCCUUUGCUGUCAACACGCGAGCAGACUUCAGCCCAUCUUUCUUUUCCCAGUUUUUCUUGUCCUCUUUCGGCAAAGUCCCUCCGCGCCACCCCGUCUCCGCGGGACGGCGAACCGCCAGUCGCAAAGCAGGUGGACAGACAGAACACGCUGACCGAGAGGAGAGUUCCUCGAGCUUUCCAACCUCCGCUCUUGACGAUUUCGCAAUCUCGUUCUUGCUGCUUUUCUGCUCCAAGAUGCAGGCUCUUAGGAGAGGGGCGGCGAUCCCUUCUCGCCUCCUGCCUCGCCGAGACAGCUGGAUGUCGCUCGCGCCGUUCGUCGCGCCCAACAACGCAGCGGCGUGGCGGAAGCUCCGGGAUGGCGCCCAGGAGGUCCAGACUGUCAUUGAACGCCAGUCGACGCCUGGGAAGCCGCAGCAAAUCGACUGGGCCAAGUGGGAGAGUCAAAUUGCUCACAAAGACAUCCUUAACUGCCUGAAGACCUUCUACACCAACCAGGUUCAGAUCCUCGACCGCGCCCUCGGGGCGCUUGAGACAGCCAAGACGCCGGCGCCUUGCGAGGGCGCAGAGAAAGGCUGGGCUUUGUUCGACGCAGCUCUCAGCGCAUGCGCAAAGUCCGUGGAGAAAUCCGAGGAGCUGUUGUCGAACGGCGCGCGGGCGCUCUGGGUCUCCUGCAGCAACCCUCCUGUGUGGAAAGUCAAUACCAACGAGUGGCUAGAUAGCGACCAGUACUGGCAAGCGUUCGUGGAGAAGCAUCACUUCUACUCGCAGUAUCAGCCCGGAGUGGUGGACCCGGAAGCGCCUCAGGAGGUCGAAGCCUUCAAACAGGCGUGGCAUUCGCGGAUGGGGAAAUUCAACGACAGAAGCGACACACCCAUGCUCUACGCGUACAUGAACGAGCUGCCUUCGUGGGAGUACUACGAUCUUCACCGGAGUGCGUUCCUCGAGCACAUGACGUACUUCUUGGUUCGAACUGGAGGCGACUUCCGCUUCUUCCCUGAGAUGCCGCCGUGGCAGUGGCUCGCACACAUGGAGAAUCUCCGAUUCAAACUUCUCUCUGUGGCGCAGAGUCGCCGAUCGCAGCUGCAGCUGGCGAAUCUGGAGAGAGAGCGUGCACUGGAUUUUCUCCCAGUCGACGUGGAGCACCACGGCGAGGAGUACACGCAGAAGUUUCUCCAGUACGAGACAGAGCUUUUCCAGGCUUGCGCGGCCAGGUUGAUGGGCCAUUUUAUGUUCCUUUGUGAUCCCUUCAUCCCAGUCCAAAGCGCCGAGGCUCUCAGUGCAGUGACGCGCGUCGACAACGGAAAGGGUAAACUCUUUUCGCUCGGCGACGACGUCAACGCGCUGUUCUACCUGCCGGAGCAACAGAGACGCGACGUCGAGAGGCCCACCCAGGCCGUCCAGACUUUGCUGGGUCAUCUCGAAGCCACCGGCCGCCCGUUCAACCCGUGCUACAGCGAACUGCUUCACGUCCAUGCGGAGGUGCUGGAAGAGAGAGGUGAACACUGGUUGACGGCACCCGGCGAGUGCGUGUCUCAAGCCUUCCUCCGUCGCCUGCGGACAGACGACCCAGCGUACGAAGUGUACUGCUCGUAUUUCAAGGAAAUGUAUGAACGCUUUGCGGGGGCGAAGGAAGUUUCGAUGGAGGACGGGCGCAAGCGCCUGGCGACCAUCGAGAAAAACGCCCAAGAGGAAGCCGCUGCUUAUGGCCUCGCUCUCAAGACGAUGGGCAGCGCGGAACUUGCACACAAGGCCCGUGAAGGAGCUGCGAAACUGGAGCAACUAAGGAAGGCGCAGGAAAAAGCCGCAGGAAAAAGUGCCCAGACCGUCCAGGAAAACAAGAUGUGAAGCACACAAAGUCGACUGUGUGUGAUUGAGGCGGUGGACGCCGUGCUUAGGUGUCGCGCCGAGACCGUAAAAACGCGAGAUGAGCUGAGAGGACGGACAAGGAAAUUUGUGGAGACAGAAAGAAAAGCAUUUGCAGCAGAGAGGGAGGGAAUGCAGGGGACCCGAAUUUAGCGAGCAGAAAUUCACGGGUGCGUUCACUUCGUACACUGCAUCUCAAGUACAGCCGGUGCCACGUGUCUUCUAUGCAAAAAUGGUGUGCGUCCUCUGCAGUUUUCUCUGAAAAACGAGAGGCGCGACCCAUCAGAGGGAGGCCACGGCUCGCCUGUGCAAAUGUACAGUUCCGUUCGGUCGUUUGUUUUUAACUGUCUGUCGGUUCGCGUUGCCUUGUUACCUUCCAAAAGCCUAGGCUUUUAAACGGGACGCCAAGAGCUCUUACUGCACUGGUGUUUGUCGGAUUCUGCACAAUGAAACCUGAAUCAGGCCUGAUUCCGCC